Molecule: messenger RNA, 1910 nt
Organism: Camelina sativa (false flax)
Lineage: Eukaryota; Viridiplantae; Streptophyta; Magnoliopsida; Brassicales; Brassicaceae
Product: phosphatidate cytidylyltransferase 2
Cellular component (GO): endoplasmic reticulum membrane
Molecular function (GO): phosphatidate cytidylyltransferase activity
Source: RefSeq, a predicted model, not a curated record
UUUCGUCUUUUACCUCAUUGCUUCAAGUCCGUUUCUCUUGCUUCAUCUUCACUCUCUCUCUCGCACAGACUGGUAAAAUAGUAACUGAGCCUCACCAACAGGUAGUCUAUUGUUUUUCUUUUGGAAACUCAAGGCAAAAUGCACAAGGGAAUUGCUGCUGGUGAUGCACCUAAUACUCGUGUUCGGCAUCGGAAGCGAAACAGUGAUGUUGGUGCAGGGGCAGGCAAAUCAAAUGGAAGCCAUUUACUUGUCAAUGACACUAGCAAAUACAAAUCUUUUCUCGUUCGAGCUUACUCCACUCUCUGGAUGAUUGGUGGUUUUGCUCUUAUUGUUUACCUUGGUCAUCUCUACAUUACAGCCAUGGUGGUUGUUAUCCAGAUUUUCAUGGCGAGAGAACUUUUCAAUUUGCUGAGAAAAACUCAUGAAGAUAAACAUCUCCCUGGCUUUAGAUUACUGAAUUGGCACUUCUUUUUCACAGCUAUGCUCUUUGUAUAUGGUCGAAUACUUAGUCAACGGCUAGUCAAUACUGUGACUCCAGACAAAGUCCUAUAUCGACUGGUCACCAGCCUCAUCAAAUACCACAUGGCAAUCUGUUACUCCUUGUAUCUUUCCGGCUUUGUUUGGUUUAUUCUGACGCUGAAAAAGAAGAUGUACAAAUAUCAGUUUAGCCAAUAUGCAUGGACGCAUAUGAUCUUAAUUGUGGUGUUUACUCAGUCCUCAUUCACCGUUGCCAACAUCUUUGAAGGAAUCAUCUGGUUUCUCCUUCCUGCAUCACUUAUCGUCAUCAAUGACAUAUUUGCAUACAUCUGUGGUUUCUUCUUUGGAAGAACACCAUUGAUCAAGUUAUCACCAAAGAAAACAUGGGAGGGUUUCAUUGGAGCUUCUAUUACCACAGUGAUUUCUGCAUUCCUGCUUGCAAAUAUAAUGGGUCGUUUCCUGUGGCUGACAUGUCCAAGAGAGGACCUAUCUACGGGCUGGCUUCACUGUGACCCUGGUCCAUUGUUCAAGCAAGAGACACAUGCUUUACCAGGAUGGAUUUCUGAUCUGUUACCUUGGAAAGAAAUUACUGUUUUACCAGUUCAGUGGCAUGCUCUAUGUUUUGGAUUGUUCGCUUCUAUAAUAGCGCCUUUUGGUGGCUUCUUUGCCAGUGGUUUCAAAAGAGCUUUCAAAAUCAAGGACUUUGGUGAUAGUAUUCCCGGACAUGGCGGAAUCACAGAUAGGAUGGAUUGUCAGAUGGUCAUGGCUGUUUUUGCAUAUAUAUAUCAUCAAUCGUUUGUUGUACCUGAAGUCCUCUCUGUGGAUAAGCUCUUAGACCAGAUAAUCACAAACCUGCCAUUGGAGGAACAACAAGCUCUAUUCAUGAAGCUUGGCCAAAUGUUGCAGGAAAAGCUUAUUGGAUCUUAGAUCGUCACCACAACCCUUCAUUGUACCAUAUUACUCUCCUCCUGUGUUACCAAAAAGUUAGAAAACCAUUGGAUACGAUAGAAAGAAAAAAAAAGGAAAAGUAGAAUAAUAAGUUUGGUUAUGUUUCUCAUUUUUGUGUUCCAUCUUGGUUUAGCCUCUGUAUAUAGUAAUUGAUGCCUUUAUGAAAGAAAAGAGCUUUGUUUUGUUCUUUGCACAGGGUGACUGCUAAAGCUUGAGUUAAGCAAUCAGUUCUCAGUUUUGUCUUAAGCAAAUAGUGUUUGGAACUAAUACGAUCAUAAGAAGAAUUGAUUAUUUCGAGUUGCAAUCAAAAUCAAGACCUUGAAUCAAAGAUUGAGACCUGAUUAAGUUAACAGCAAGAGAAACAGAAGAAAGCAACAAAUUCAUAGUUAUGGUACAAAAGAGAAAUUGCAGAAACAAGAGCUUUCCAGCAAGUUAAAAAUCAAUUCUUCUUAAGAUUGUUCCCAAUAACUAAUACAAAAGAGAAA